AUGAAGCGUGGCUUUGAAAGCAUAGAUAAUGAAAUUGAUAGGUCGAAUAAUGACAUUAGUAACGGAAAUAGUCAACCGCAAACCAGUUGGAUCUUUCUGGAGGAGUGUUUUUUAAUCAAAUCACCAAGUAGAAAGGCUAUGAAUUUAGAACAAGAUUUGAAAACUCGAGAAGCAAUACAUGAUUUCAUCAUUAAGCUUGGUACACAGCUUCGGGUAGACGGAAGAACCAUUCUAGCGGCCACAAUAUAUCUUAAUCGGUUUUAUAUGCGAUUACCAAUCACAUCAUCCAAAUAUUUUGUUGCAAGUGCAGCAAUGUCUAUAUCAUGUAAGCUUAACGAUACUUAUAGACCUCCAGAAAAAAUAGCGUUGGUUGCCUGCACAAUUAAGAAUCCUAGAAUCACAGUGGACACCCAAAGUGAGAUUUACUGGCAAUGGAGAGACCAAUUGCUAUUCAGAGAAGAGUUAAUGUUAAAGAACUUGAACUUUGAUCUUGAUAUAGAGCUUCCUUAUGAGAUUCGAAAUGAAAUAGUUGAAAAGGAAACUGAAGAGAUAGAGAACAAAAAGAGAGAUGAUGAUGAAGAGAAAUCAACUUUUGAUAAAAAUGAAGUCGACAUCUUGAAACAAACAGUUUCUUUAACAGAAAUGUUAUCAUCAUUACCUAUUUUUGUGGCGUACAACAUGAGACAAGUAUUUGGAUGUUGUCUUAUAAUUGUUUUACAUGAAGGCUCUAAAAAGUUCAAAUGGGAUAUUCAGUUACCUAGUGAUUAUUUGAAGUAUAAAGUUGAUGUUGACGUUGAAGGUUGUUUCAAAUGCUUCUCUUACAUCCAUGUGUUACUUAAGCACUGUCUGAGUAAGCAUCCACAGUUGUUGAGCCACAAGCCGCUAAUCAAACGGAUUCCACAAUUAUCAAGAGAGGAAUUCUUCAAGUAUGCAAAUGUGUGA
Lizanozyma spartinae is the source of this 942-nucleotide messenger RNA. It is a transcript of the gene BUR2, whose product is annotated as Bur2p. Gene Ontology annotation, molecular function: cyclin-dependent protein serine/threonine kinase activator activity. Gene Ontology annotation, biological process: regulation of transcription by RNA polymerase II; positive regulation of DNA-templated transcription, elongation. Gene Ontology annotation, cellular component: cyclin/CDK positive transcription elongation factor complex; nucleus. Lineage: Eukaryota; Fungi; Ascomycota; Pichiomycetes; Serinales; Debaryomycetaceae. The coding region runs from base 1 to 942 and encodes 313 amino acids. The record is from RefSeq and is a predicted model, not a curated record. The transcript has a single exon.